UGGGGGGUUGGUUACCAUUUCAUGGAAAGCUCUUCGCAAGUUCGAUCGCCAUCCAUGAUAGGUCUCCUUCCCCCCUUUGGUUACUCCUCCUGUCUAGGCUGCUCAUCUCGAAUUCCUUUCUCUCGGAACCAAGAGAUUGGAGUUUUCCCUGGGGCUCCAUGAGUUGUGGAUUAUUAAGAUGUGCUUCCCUUAACUUUGCCGAAGUUGCUCACUUCUUGUAAUGUGGAUCGGUAUGGUGUCUUCAACGGCAAAGGUCGAUUGUGGCAUUAAGUGCGUCGAGUCGUUGUUGGAAAUGGAAUGCCGUGAAUAUCACUCUUAGCCAAUGUAGCAAGACGGUGAUUCUAACUUGUGCGGAGUAGGUGCUCUUGCUCUCGGUUUCUUGUUAGGAUGAAGAACCAGUCGUCCGUAAGAGGGAGAGGGUCUGGUAGGGCGACUCCUCAACAGGUUGUCUUCGAGCUGAAGCAGAAGGUGGUUCUCGCCCUCAACAAGGUCGCCGACAGAGAUACGCAUCAAAUUGGAGUCGAGGAAUUGGAGAAGGCAGCUGAGAGCUUGAAUUCCGACACUAUAGCCCCGUUCCUCUCCUGCAUACUCGACACUGAUUCCGAACAGAAAUGUGCUAUCAGAAGGGAAUGUAUUCGGCUGAUAGGGACAUUGGUAAAAUCUCACGAGGGUCUCAUCGGCCCGUAUCUUGUUAAGAUGGUCUCUAGCCUUGUCAAACGGCUCAAGGACUCAGACUCGGGUGUGAGGGAUGCUUGUGUGCAGACGAUGGGCGUUUUGGCUUCGUCCUUAACUAACCACCCUGGCGAGAGAGGCCAGAUUUUUAUCACGUUGGUGAGGCCGCUUUUUGAAUCCUUGGGCGAGCAGAAUAAGCAGGUGCAGUCGGGUUCGGCAUUGUGUUUGGCAAGGGUCAUUGACUGUACCGGUGACCCUCCGGUAUCAAUUCUACAGCGCAUCUUGACUCGAACAGCGAAGUUACUCAGGAAUCCACAUUUCAUGGCCAAAGCAGCAGUCAUUGAGCUAAAUAGAAGUAUCAUUCAGGCAGGUGGUGCUGCAACGGCGAAUGGUUUGUCUGCUGCACUAACUAGUAUUCAAGAAGCAUUAAAAAGCAGCGAUUGGGCUACGCGUAAAGCUGCUUCUUUAGCAUUAGCAGAAAUUGCUUCGAGUGGUGGAUGUUACUUGGGAACUUUUAAGGCGUCCUGUGUACAGUCCCUCGAAGCAUGUCGUUUUGAUAAGGUUAAACCAGUGAGGGACACAGUUUUGCAAGCAUUACAUUGCUGGAAAAAUAUUCCUGGUCAGGAUCAUCCUGAACCAUCAGAGUGUGGAUCUUCUGUUAAAGGAAACAAUUACGGCGGUGACUUAAGUGAUUUGACUAGUGCAAGUGAAUCCGGGCGGGUGGCCAUCUUAAAAAGUGUGGGUCGAGAUUUAAUGAAGAAGAGGAUUGGGUUAAGCGCUAGAAAAGCAUGUCAAAAUUUUGUGGAGAAGCAAGAACAUCCAAAACCGGAGGAUUGGAAUGUAGAAAUUGCGGUUCCAAGAAACACAAAGAUGUCUGUCAAACAUUGUGAAGAACAUGAACCUGAAGGUAGUUUUGUUACCAAUGGAGCAGAGAGAAUAAGUGCCGACGUCACGAGCAUGCAAGAUGAUGUUUAUGAUUAUGGUAUCAUAGAUGACCAACAGGAGUGCUCCUCUGUUUCCAAUCUUGGUGCUGAUAGUUUCAAGACCAAGAUCAUGACUGUUUCUAAAGGCUAUAUUGAUGAGAGUUCUCAUGAUUUCCGUGGAACCAGUCAUCAGCAUGUCACCGAAGAAGUUAGCAGCGAGGGACACAUGUAUCCAUUUACAGUGCAGGAUCGCAGAAGUCUUGAUUCUACGGUGACAGAAUCCAGCUAUCCAGCCAUGUUUGGAUGUUGUCAGAAAGCAGCAAAUGAAAUGAUUUCCAUUCGCAAACAGCUUUUGGCGAUAGAGAAAAAACAGUCAAAUUUGUUGGAUAUGUUGCAGGUGUUCACCACCAGCACGAGUGAAAGCUUGUCUCUCAUAAAGUCAAAAGUGAUUGCUUUAGAGCUUGCUGUUGGAAGAAUAUCGCAGGACUAUAUUCAUGAGGAUGGAUAUGCUUCUAUGGGAGGCUCCAAAUGUAUGAGAAAAGAUGAAAGUAUUGAUUCCCCAAGACUUUCUCUAUGUACCCCCCGGACAUCAGUGGAUAUGCAACAAAAACGGCCUUCCAUUAUGACCCGGAGGAAGAGUGAAUUUGGGGAUAACAAUUCACUUGAUAGGAACUGGAGCAAAUCAGCAAAUUUAAAGCAAGAUGCGGAUGUGUGGAUGGCUUCCAGUACGAGGUCGUCCAGGAGUCAUUUGGGUAAGGAUUGUCAUAAAUUCUCAGUGCAGGGAGCACAAAGCAUCGUUAGUGUUCAAAGAAAAGGAGAUUCAGGUGCAAAUGCUAGACAUAAUGGUCCCACUAAGAAUAGUGUGUGGAAGCAUAUCAGGGAUUUUCUCCGUGAAGGUGACCUCGAAUCUGCAUAUGCUGAAGCUCUGAUAUUAGGUGAUGAGCAUGUUCUGAAUGAGCUUGUCAACGCAACUGGUCCUGUUCUGGAUAGUUUAUCACAGAAAACUGCUAGUGACCUUCUUUGUACUCUGGCUUCAUUCUUCAUGGAGCAAAGGUCUGUGGGCCCCAUUGUUCCAUGGUUGCAGCAGGUAGUGGAUUUGAGCACCAUCCAUGGGCCCACUUACUUCAUUCUCUCCAUGAAAGCAAAGGAAGAAGUCAUGUCUGCUACUCAUGAAGUUGUUAAAAUGGAGUUCUCUAGUAGUGCAGAAAGAAGAUCUGCUAAUCAAAUGGCUGUGAAAUUGCACCACUUAUUGGGAACGGGCAGCUGAUGUAUUUAGGUGGGAGGAAAAAGUGAAGCUGCCAAUUCGCCCUUGUAGUCGCUUGAGGCCAUUGUAGCAUAGAGAUUUGCAUGUCCAAAGUCAAUGGCACUCAUCGUGCGCAUUGUAGCUAUUUUGAUCACGAAUCAAAAAGUGAUUUUAAUUCAUGCUUGUUGCCCACUUCAAUUGAUUACGGGCCUUAUUGUACCUUAUUUCCAGUUUUGUCAAGUUUAUUUCAAGGAAUGUUCAAUCAUCCUAAUGCCCGCAA
This is a messenger RNA of Eucalyptus grandis, 3118 nucleotides long. Its product is annotated as TORTIFOLIA1-like protein 2. The coding region runs from base 388 to 2862 and encodes 824 amino acids. Lineage: Eukaryota; Viridiplantae; Streptophyta; Magnoliopsida; Myrtales; Myrtaceae. Gene Ontology annotation, cellular component: microtubule. The transcript is spliced from 8 exons. The record is from RefSeq and is a predicted model, not a curated record. Gene Ontology annotation, molecular function: microtubule binding.